Phascolarctos cinereus (koala) is the source of this 2216-nucleotide messenger RNA. RefSeq lists its product as uncharacterized. The record is from RefSeq and is a predicted model, not a curated record. NCBI's taxonomy places the organism in Eukaryota, Metazoa, Chordata, Mammalia, Diprotodontia, Phascolarctidae.
AGAAGAGACGAAGGAAAGGUACGGUCAAGUUUUUGCAGUCUGUCUCGUUCCUCUUCUGAAAACACCGGGCAAGGGAAAGGCUGUGUACUUGGGAAGCGAAAUUGGGCCGAAGAAACAGUCCAAGGUAGUAGGCAGCCAUCUGUCGAUAGGCAGGGGGGAGAGAGCAGCAAAGUUGGGAAUGCUGCUCGUUCACCCUGCAUGCUCCAAGAGAGAGAGAUAGGAAAAGUGGACGACGAAGAAAGUUGAAGUGGGGUCCUCGGUUUGAGGUUUUUGAAAUUCAGAUUUUUAUUUUUGAAGAAGAAGAAAAUGUGAACAAAACUAGCUCCGGAGAUCAAGCAAGCCUGAGAUGGAGAAGAGGGGGGCGGGGAAGGGCGGAGAAGUGAAGAGAGCUGGGGUGGGAGAUGCAGAACAAACUCCUUCCCACCAGAGUCACCAGUCUUCGGGGACUCCUGGGCUUUCAGGCUCCGAGGGUCUUAGUCCUCCAGGAAGGUCUGCCCUUCGAGGAGAGAGAGGGUGGCAGCGCGGGCAUGGACGCGAACGUGGGUGGGAGCUACGCCCAGCUGAGCUCUGUCUGACCCAGCCUGCUCCUCCUGACCCCAGGCCCUCGGCCAUCGCACUUCACCGCGUAGAGAUGGAAAACAAACACAACGCACGAAGGAAACAUUUGCCCCCAGCCCAGCUCGGUGCGGGAAAGGGGAAGGUGUGUGGCGGCGGUGCGAGAAGGGAGCACCGCGAACCCGCAGCCUUGAGAGCGGGAACCAAGACCUUGCUGGUUCGGAAGCCUGCCCUCCGCCAACCUGCAGACUCAGGACUACACUGCCCUCUCCGAAGUGCAAUGGAGAAAGGCGUCCUUAGAUUCCCAGUACCCAAGAGCUAUCUAUCACCUUCCUCCUUUGCUGCGGAGUCCAAACACGGCAGUUCUAGGUGUCUUCUCCCCAUCCCCCAUCCCUACCCGAUCCAUUUUUGUAUAAAACCAAGCUGUCCCACAGGGUAUGCAGCCACCAAGGGUGGCCUUGGGGGUGUUGGGGAACGCAGAGGAGGGGGCUGAUUCCUGUUUUGCAUUUGUGUAGAUGUCUCCUACGGAGUUUAUAGGAGUCUCAAAAUGGUCAGGCUCCCUGUCUUUUUUCACCACAGGGUUGAGGGAAAGUGGGAGGAAGAUGAGGUUAUUUAAAGCUCAUUUGCUACCAGAACAAAAUGUUCCAGCUCUCCCUCUCCUGUCUCGGAGCGCCUCUGCCCAGCCUUUGAUAUUUAAGACCGACAAGAUCCUCCAUGAAACUACCUGUUAAGGAAAUGAGUGACACCGAAUUCUGAAGGGCUCGUCAUGUCUUAAAAAAAGAAAAAAAAAGUCAACCGCAUUCUUUUGAGAGGGGGGUCGUUCUUGAAGUGUGCCCCAUGGCUGGGGGAGAGAAACAGCAGAGACAUGUAAGCACUGCUGUCCAUCAGCCCCCAAUCCAAACUGUCCCCCAUCAGUCCGCGCUCGGCUCCAUUCCUGAGGACCAGCCUGGACUAUCCUCGCUGGUGCGUACGGACAUCGGCCGCACGAAAAGGGCACAAACACGUCGCUAGACCGCUAGGUUUCGGGGACGACUGGAGAGAUUCCUAGUUGACUUUGGCAGAGCGGGUUUCCUGCCUUGACAAAAACCAAAACCAAAACCACCUCCCCUAGUUAGGGCUUUCCUUCCUCAGCCCCAAGCCAGCUCGCCAAGCAUAAGAUGCCGGCCAGGUGAAUUACCCGAGUUUGAAUUCAACUGUUUUCUUGACAUUUCGGAAAACUUCGAUCACGUUGUUCCUGAGGCUUAAUCUAUUGAUUUGCUAAAUCUAUAGUUUCAUCUCUUUAAAGACAAAACCAAACAAAAACAAACAAACAAACAAAAAACUCAGCGCUUUGGGGAGGAAGGAAGGAAUGGUACAAAAUAUUAUUUUCAAUAGCAUUUUUAUCCAGUUUCCUUUGAUGUUUUCACAUCGUAGCUUUGCGUCUACUUCGUAACAUUACUUGUAUUUUUUGGUCCUGAUUUAUGCUACGACAGGACUUUGUUAGUAGCUGAUUCUGUGAGGUGGUUUAAAAAAAACAAAACAAAACAAAAUAAAACCCUAGUUCUGAAGCGUGUAAAGGCUAUCUGGGUUUAAGCUUGAUCAUCAUUUUAGAUAAAUGAUUAUGAAAUUUAUUGUAAUUAUGAUGCUACUGUUGAUUGCAAUAAUAAAUGUACAUAACUUUU